Hyaloscypha bicolor E is the source of this 489-nucleotide messenger RNA. RefSeq lists its product as uncharacterized. The record is from RefSeq and is a predicted model, not a curated record. Lineage: Eukaryota; Fungi; Ascomycota; Leotiomycetes; Helotiales; Hyaloscyphaceae. The coding region runs from base 1 to 489 and encodes 162 amino acids. The transcript is spliced from 2 exons.
AUGGAAGCCUCUCGCUUCUCCUCAGUUCGCGAUCAGAUUAUCACGAAGGCGAGAGCACAUCCCUAUGAACUAUCGACCCUCGAAAUCGUCGAGAAGAUGAAGAAAAUGAGAGAACUCAUCGAGUUGCACAAACCAAAGACCUACAAUACCUGCUUCACCAACGAAGAGCGACGAUGGCUGGCCGAGCUUCUUUGCUGGGAGUCCAUGUUUCCUGACUCCAAAACCAAAUUCCCAGGCAAGCGACCGCGCAACCCAGCUAAGCAGCUUCCCGUCAGCAUUGGCUAUGUGCCCCAGUGCGAGCAGUGCAUGCAAGAGGGACGAUCGGCCACGGAUGAGCAGUGUCCUUAUAUCCGCAUGGUCUCUUGUUCGCGAGAGGACCAUCCUGAUUAUAAGACGAGGCUGGAUAUGGAGAAUGGUGUUGAUCCGACAUGUCCGGCUUGUCAUAGUGAGCGAAUGGGGGAGUUGAAGGAUGGGUGGGUGUUUGUGUAG